AUGGCGAGGCAAACAUCUGCAGGAGAAAACACAACACCGGUUAGGAGGAGUCGAAGAAUUGCGGGUAGAAGAAGAGGUGAAAUAGGAGAGACAUCAAGAAUGGGCGAUAGAAACAACAGAUUUCAACCGAUCAGAUCUGAGAUCCAACAUGACCAAAGGGAGAACGAUCAAAGAAAUUACGAUGCAGUAAGUGUUCAUACCACGGAUACAGAUACCGCUGAGGAAGAUGAUGACAGGACACAUGCAGAAGGAGCUGAAAGAGAGAUUGAAGACAACACAACCAUUGCAGAGUUAAGGCAGCGAUUGACAGAGGAAAGAAUAAGAGAAGCAAAACUACGUGUGAAUUUGACACGACAAAAUGAUGAGUUAAGAGAGGAAAAUCAGAGACUACAAGAGCAAAGGUCACAAUCAAGAUCAAGAACAACGCGUGCGAGCUCAAGAUCAAGGACAAGCAGGAGUACCAUUAGGAGGAGUAGAUCUGAGCACGGAGAUAAUACACAAGGGAAAUUUUUGAAUAAUACUCUUCAGGAAAAUGAAAAUUCGCAGGAUGAGCAAGAAGAGGAUCGCAUAGAAGACAGGUAUAUCCAAGUGAGAGAGGAUAGAUCCAGGCGAAUGCGUCGUAGAGAAGGUAUAUUGGAGCAGAAUGAGGAGCAAAAUCGCGCACAUGGUGACGAACAACGAGAGAAUCACGUAGAACAAGCAAGGAUGAUACUUCAUGGAAGAGAGAUGCUGAGACAGCGGGAUGAGAGAGAUAGAGCAGCUCAAGACCAUGCGAGAAAUGAAAGGGAAAGGCGAAGGGAAAGAAGAAAUGAAGAAGAACGGCAACAUCUAGAAGAGGAAAUACGACAAAGCAGACAUGAAAACAGGAUGAAAGAUGCCCGGUUGAAAAGUCCAAGGGAACAACAAGAAGAAGACAUAUUCCCGAACGCUGAAAUCCGAAGAGAAAUAACGGAGUUAAGAGAAUUAGUGACUAAAGGGAAAGAUGGAGGAAGAAGGCUAUUAGAGGAUGCGAUAGAAGAAGCAGCAAGAACACCCUUCGCACGGAGGAUACAAUCAGUAACAAUAUCAAGAAAGUUCUCACUACCUGCGUUUCCUAGCAUCUUUGAUGGAUCUACAUGUGCGAUCCAUCACAUAAAGACAUACAACUUGGCUUUGUUACAAUAUGAGGAUAAUGAGGAUGUCUUAUGA
Molecule: messenger RNA, 1188 nt
Organism: Papaver somniferum (opium poppy)
Lineage: Eukaryota; Viridiplantae; Streptophyta; Magnoliopsida; Ranunculales; Papaveraceae
Product: trichohyalin-like
Exons: 1
Coding region: 1-1188 (395 amino acids)
Source: RefSeq, a predicted model, not a curated record